This is a messenger RNA of Nicotiana tabacum (common tobacco), 870 nucleotides long. The record is from RefSeq and is a predicted model, not a curated record. NCBI's taxonomy places the organism in Eukaryota, Viridiplantae, Streptophyta, Magnoliopsida, Solanales, Solanaceae.
AUGGAGGUGAUCCGCGAACCUCAGGGGUUGAUCCUUUCACAAAGGAAGUUUACCUUUGAUCUUCUCAAGGAAUUUGAUGCAAUGCAACUGGUUCCUGUUUCUUCUCCACUUGAUCCAACAUCUAGGCUUCUUGCUAAGACAGAGGAUCUUGUAAAGGACCCUACUUUAUAUCGUCAUUUACUUGGUAAACUGAAUUACCUAACACAUACCAGACCUGAUUUAUCUUUCACGGUCCAGCACUUGAGCCAAUACAUGCAGGACCCCAAGAAACCCCAUCUAGAUGUUGCCUAUCGCGUGCUUCGAUAUUUGAUGAAGGGUCCUGGAUUUGGUCUUUUUAUGUCAUCUUCAUCCUCUUUUCAGCUCUUGGCAUUUUGUGAUUUGGAUUGGGCAACUUGCCCGGAUUCGCGUAAAUUAGUAAGCGGCUUUUAUAUCUCACUUGGAGCUUCGCUAAUUUCAUGGAAAUCUAAGAAACAAACCUCAAGUUCUCUAAGUUCUGCCGAGGCUGAAUAUCGCUCAAUGCGACGAGUGGUUGCAGAACUUACUUGGCUGGUCCGUCUCUUUGAAAAUCUAUCUAUUCCCGUAACCCUUCUAGUUCCUUUACACUCAGAUAGCCAAGCAGCAAUACAUAUAGCUAAAAACCAUGUAUUUCAUGAACGGACGAAACAUGUUGAGUUGGAUUGCCAUUUUGUCCGGCAACAGUUCUUGUCUAGUUUGAUUUUCCUUUCUUUUGUUCGAUCUUCGGCUCAACUGGCGGAUCUCUUCACAAAAUCGCUCCCAGGACCUCGUCAUCAUAAUCUCUUGGGCAAGUUGGGGGUGAUUUCUUCCCCUUCCAACUUGAGGGGGUGUUGGUCCCAAGAUAAUGGACAAUAA